This is a messenger RNA of Musa acuminata AAA Group (dessert banana), 1524 nucleotides long. Its product is annotated as EH domain-containing protein 1-like. Bases 1 to 1524 code for a protein of 507 amino acids. Gene Ontology annotation, cellular component: plasma membrane; cytoplasm; intracellular membrane-bounded organelle. The record is from RefSeq and is a predicted model, not a curated record. NCBI's taxonomy places the organism in Eukaryota, Viridiplantae, Streptophyta, Magnoliopsida, Zingiberales, Musaceae. Gene Ontology annotation, molecular function: GTP binding; protein binding; calcium ion binding. Gene Ontology annotation, biological process: endocytosis; endosomal transport. The transcript is spliced from 14 exons.
AUGGACACCGCCUCUUCUUUGAUCAGUGAAGAGCAUGACAGGAUCUACGGGAAAUGGUUCUCAUUUGUCGACUCAGACAGAGAUGGCCGCAUCACAGAGACCGAUGCCAUAUGCUUUUUUGCCAUGUCUAAUUUACCUCGACGUGUUCUGAAGCAGAUAUGGGCAACUGCAGACUCUAAAAGGAAAGGUUAUCUGGGCUUCAAGGAGUUUGCGACAGCAAUGAAGCUUGUGGCACUAGCACAAGCAGGGAAUGAGAUCACACAAGAUUCACUUGCUCAUGCUGAUUUACAGAAAUUAAAUCCUCCAAUGAUGGGAGGAUUAGAUACCUUACUCAAUAUAAAUAAGCAUUCAACAAAGGUAAUUGAUGGUUUGAAGAGAUUAUACAGCCAAAAAUUGGAGCUUUUGGAAAUUACUUAUCAGUUCAAUGAGUUUGCUUCUCCCCUGUUGACAAACAGUGAUUUUGAUGCUAAGCCCAUGGUUAUGCUCCUAGGCCAAUAUUCUACUGGAAAAACAACAUUCAUAAAGCAUUUACUAAAGUGUGACUACCCAGGUGCUUGUAUUGGACUUGAGCCUACUACUGAUAAGUUUAUUGUUGUGACGUCAGGACCUAAUGAAAGGACCAUUUUUGGGAAUACAAUAGCUCUUCAAACAGAUAUGCCUUUCACUGGCCUCACAAAAUUUGGAACUGAAUUUUUAUCAAAGUUUGAGUGCUCACAAAUGCCACAUUCGCUGCUGGAACGCAUCACAUUUGUCGACACUCCUGGGGUUCUUUCUGGAGAAAAACAACGAAUUCAACGUAGUUAUGAUUUUACUGGUGUUACUUCGUGGUUUGCAGCAAAAUGUGACCUCAUCAUUCUUCUGUUUGAUCCUCAUAAGAUUGACAUAAGUGAUGAGUUCAACAAUGUCAUUAGAUCUCUGCAUGGUCAUGAGGACAAGAUACGUGUGGUUUUAAACAAGGCAGACCAAGUUGACACAGAACAACUUAUUAGAGUUAAUCGUGCAUUGAUAUGGUCACUUGCAAAGGUUCUUCCGAAUAGACCUGAGGUGAUGCGCAUUUAUAAUGGUUCAUUCAAUGACAAACCAACAAAUAAUGUGGUUGUUGAUCCAAUCUUGAAGAAGGUGUUUGAAAGGGAUCAAAAUGACCUUCUUUCUGAUUUGAGAGAUAUUCCGAACAAUGUUUGUGAUCUCAAGAUCCGUGCAUUUGUUAGGAGGGCAAAAGCAGCAAAAGUUCAUGCUUAUAUUAUUAGUCAUCUAAAGAAUAAGAUGCCUAUAAUAUUGGGCAAGGCGACGGCUCAACGACGACUCAUUGAUAAUCUAGAGAAUGAGUUUGCAGAGGUUCAAAGGAAAUAUAAUCUUCCACUUGGGGAUUUUCCUGAUGUCCAACGCUUCAAAGAGGCUUUAAGUUGCCACAACAUCGAUGAGUUUAAGAAGCUGAAGCCUAAAUUGAUACGGGCUGUUGAUGUUAUGCUAACAUGUGACAUCCCACAACUAUUAAGAACAUUCGGAAACUCAUAUGAGUCGUAA